AUGGGUUGUGCAAACUCUUUACAAUAUAAGAAACAUCCAUCCAAACACAUCAGUCCAAACAAAGAUCCCAUAAAAUCACGGAUAAUAUUUACAUUGAAAUGUCCGAGAGAUUUACCUCCAUUAGAAAUUAAAACGGUUCAGCAAACUUGGCCUUCGUUGGCGAAAGACUUACAAGGUAACGGACUUCAGAUUUUUCUGAGAAUAUUUGAAAUAUGUCCGGAAAUCAAGUUCCUGUUCCAUGUUGAAAACGUUCGACAUUCACAACUUGCAAGAAAUGACACCAUCAAGGCGCAUGGUAAACGUUUUAUUAAUGCCAUUGGUUUUGCAGUGGAAAAUUUAGAGGAUAUCGAACAAGAAGACAACAAAUUGUGUAAAUUUCUGUUUAACCUUGGAAAGCAGCACCAGAAUUUUCAGGCAUUUAAACCGGAAUAUUUUGAAAUAUUUUAUGAAGCGUUAAUGUGUCAAUGGGAACGCUGUAUGGGUGAUCGGUUCACGACGGAAGUGGCAAAUGCAUGGAGUCAUUUGUUUGUGUUCUUAAUGGAAAAGUUAAAAGAGGGAUAUUCUUCACACGAAGUGUCAUUUGAAGCUCAUUUGAAAAAUAAGAAUGAUAACAGUUGA
Messenger RNA from Ruditapes philippinarum (Manila clam), 618 nucleotides. RefSeq names its product neuroglobin-like. The transcript has a single exon. Lineage: Eukaryota; Metazoa; Mollusca; Bivalvia; Venerida; Veneridae. Gene Ontology annotation, molecular function: oxygen binding; heme binding. The coding region runs from base 1 to 618 and encodes 205 amino acids. The record is from RefSeq and is a predicted model, not a curated record.